AUGGGAGAGAUCAACCAGGGUGUCUCUCGAUAUCUUUUCGUCGUCAAAGAUCCGAAAUCCCAGUCAUUCUCAAGGAGCGACGACAAGGAAAGGCGGCUGAUCCACCGCCAUGUCCAGAUCGACAGCAUGCAUCGCCGACAGUCGUCGAUUCCUCACGGGACCAACAAGACCGAGCAACUACCAUUCAUUGAAGUCAAGCCGGGCGUCAAAUCUGGCACCACCCGUAGACGGGCGGAUGCUGGAUCCAACAAAAGACCACCGCAAUCUACAGUGUCGCGAUCCUUAGACCCCAGUGCACUGUGCCGCUGCCUUGUGAUUUCCAAACAGCCUUGUGCGGUACAUGGCAUCCCCCGUGUGCCGACAGAUGAAUUGCACAUCAUUGAUCCUUUCGCAACUACCGUGGUUAAUGUCGACCGCAAAGCUCAUGGUCUUCUCCAAUAUUUCAUCCAUGUUUCCCAUCCUAGGACAUGGCAUUCUGAAGUGCAGGACGAUCAUACUUACACCUUUCAGAAGGAUGUCCUAACAUUGGUCAAAGGAUGCCUCGAGAAAGAGGUGCAUUUUUACACCUUGCUGGCGUCCAUGGCAAGUCAAAUGCAGUACUUCGAGCAGAUGAACCGAGACGAUGACACCACUAGUCAGAUGGUAACGAAAGCUAUCGACGCAAUACGCCGGCAUCUCAGAUCUUCGCCCCCUAUUAACCAAAGACUUAUCUUUGACAUACAUCAAAUGGCUGUUACGGAUUUUUACCGAUACGAACUGAACUCUGCUCUCAUUCAUCUCACAGCGGCCAGAAGUCUUCUAUCACAGCUCGGGGGCAUCGAACGAAUCGAUCCUUCACUGCGGGAAUGGAUAGUGAUUGGGGACGGCUAUCUAGCAGCAGAACUUUUCCAGAAGCCUCUGUUUCCUGCUUCGUGUUUCGACCCCGGCGAACUAGAGCUGGAGCACGUGGACGUGGUUCACGUCCAUUCUAAUCCCCCCGCGAACUGGUUUCAAGAACCCAGGUAUCAAAAACUUCUGCCAACACAGAUGCAGCGCGUGCUUAUAGAUCUUACCACCACGGUUCACAUCAUGCAGCGGCAGUUGAGACCACCGCCGUCAGAUCGAAAUGCACCGGCUGGAUCCAAAACAAUUCUCCACUGGCUCCUUCUCCGGACAAGUGCACUCAGACACCGACUUCUGGAACUCCAAGUUGACGAUGGUAAAGUGGAUGCCAUCAGAAUUGUCUUGAUCGUGUGGUUAUUCAUGGUAAUGACAGUUACUGGUCGACGACGAACAUGCAAAGUCCUCGCCUCGAAACUGAGACUUCGACUCGAAGGUAUCAGACCAAGAGAAUGGAUCGACUUUGGAGACGCCCACCUAUGGGUCCUUCUAGUCGGUGCCGUGUCUGCGGGAACAAGCAAUCGAGGAUGGUUUCUCGCAGCCAUUCUACAGAUGGAGCGUGCGAAUGGUCGAGAAACCCACAAACUCUUUCGGGAGGAUGAGCUUGCGAAACUUUUCGACCGCUUUUCCUACCUCGACCUGUACCAAAGGGGCCUGCUGCGAGCUGUUAUCAAGGAUUUGAAUGCUUCGGCACCACGGACGGCCUAG
Cladophialophora bantiana CBS 173.52 is the source of this 1587-nucleotide messenger RNA. RefSeq lists its product as uncharacterized. Lineage: Eukaryota; Fungi; Ascomycota; Eurotiomycetes; Chaetothyriales; Herpotrichiellaceae. The record is from RefSeq and is a predicted model, not a curated record. Bases 1 to 1587 code for a protein of 528 amino acids. The transcript has a single exon.